AUGGUACUCCAUGAACUUGAGAAUAGAGUAAACAAAUCUAUUGCUGAAAUAUUUCAUUUUGUGGCUGGUAAUUCAACAGGCUCUAUUAUUGCUUUGGGGCUCACAGUGUCAGAAAGAGACAAUAAGUCUAAGCCAAAGUUCAAGCCUAAAGAUCUGGUUGAACUUUAUGAAAAAAAAAGAUAUGAGAUUUUUGAACGUACCUUUUUGUCACACAUUCCGCAUAUAAACUUUCUUACAGAUCUUUUUAAAGAUAAAUAUGGUGUUGAUAAGUUUGAAAAAUUAUUAUAUGAUAAGUUUUCAUAUGAAGAUCCAUCUAACAAAAAUACAAAAGUUCCAUGCAAAUUUAGAGAUAUUGUGAAUAAUGUAAAUGUUCUAAUUCCAUCUUAUAAUAUAACUACGAAAGAAGAAGUUUUUUUCAACAACUUUUUAAAACAUGAUUCUCCUGAUUAUACUGAUUAUGCUAUAGCUGAUGUUGUUCGUGCUAGUACUGCAGCACCUACUUAUUUUCCAGCCAAACAAAUAAUAGAGAAUAAAAGGCCUAAUAAUUAUAUAGAUGGAGGUAUUUUUAUGAAUAAUCCAGUUUUCGAAAUUUAUCUUAAGGCAAAACAAGAUGAACACGAUGCAAAUGUAGAAUAUGUAGUAUGUUCUCUAGGAACGGGAAUUUUUAAAGGGGAAACGUUCAAUUCACUGGCUGAUAAAGGAGAGCUUAAGUGGGCAGCACCACUCGUUUCACUUAUGAUGGAUGCAUCAUGUGAACUUGCUGAAAAUAAUUUUAAGGAAUUUGUAAACCCAACUCAUAAUAAUAAAGCAAAAAUCAUAAAAGAUGCUGAUUAUUAUCGAAUUCAAGCUACGUUAAAGAAAGAAAUUCCUUUAGAUGCUGUAGAUGAUCAGUCGAUCGAAUAUCUCAAAGAAGCUGCUAAAGAAGCCAUUGGCGGAAAACAUUUUGAUGACUUAGUCAAUAAAAUUAAGAAAUAUAAGCCUUGGGAGCAAAGCUCAUGA
This is a messenger RNA of Racocetra persica, 999 nucleotides long. Lineage: Eukaryota; Fungi; Glomeromycota; Glomeromycetes; Diversisporales; Gigasporaceae. The record is from the annotation of a GenBank genome assembly.